Molecule: messenger RNA, 692 nt
Organism: Mycotypha africana
Lineage: Eukaryota; Fungi; Mucoromycota; Mucoromycetes; Mucorales; Mycotyphaceae
Exons: 3
Coding region: 119-340 (73 amino acids)
Source: RefSeq, a predicted model, not a curated record
UCAAACCAUAAAAUACAAAUCUAUCUUACUUGAGCUAUUGGAUAAACUUGUUGAACAUAACCUUAACUCUUAAUGCAUUCUGACAGAAUUCAUAAGACCUGAAUGAGAUAUUCUAUUCAUGCUGAACAAGAGUCGAGGAAUAGUUUAUCCUGUUUCUCGCAUCAUUCUUAAUGGGGUGUAUAUAUCAUCCUCAAUUUUCGUUUCAUGGUCCCAUGUUCUUAACCAGCUCCCUACUCGCCUCUUUGUCAUGGACAAUUUAGCUAAGCUUCAAAAUCCCCUCUUCAUCGAGUGCUAUACAUUAUCUCUAUUUGUAUUAAACAUUUUGCUUAAACGUAUAUAAUGUGAUAGAAAUUUUGGUAUAUGAUUUCAAAACUCUAUGUAUACUUGCUAAUCCGAUACGCUGCUGUUUUUACCUGCCUUCAGAACGGUUUUAUUGAGAAGUUUUGAGACGAUUAUCGUCUUGAAGGCCGGUUCUUUCAAUAUCUUCUCUCGUGCCGGCGACCGAUAACAUGAUACUAAUUAACCGUGGCAUAAAUUCCAGUUUUCUGUUGAAGAAGCAGCCACAGAGUUUCGGGCAAAGGUACUUCAACUGAUAUUUAUACGUACCAUUUCUGCCAGCUACUUGAAGCGGCAAUCCAAUACAAUUAAUUUUUACUUUUCGUGCAGGAAAACGAGUACUCUUGGCUGAUUUU